AGAAAAAGACAGACAGGGGCGUGGAUGCUGAAUCAACUCCAAGAAGUGAAGAAACCUGCCUUCAGUUCUCAGCUGGAGCAAGUGACAGCAGCGCCGCAGAGUUAGUGAAACUACUACUAACUGUGUUUAGGUAAAUUACCCCCCAUUAAAACGGGACAUUUGACCACCUGUGAACCAUGGAAGAAGACGCGUCUCACGCCGAGCGCAGCAGCGGCUCCGGCAGCACGCACGCCAUCCCGCAGCAGCAGCAGCAGCAGUCCGAAAACACGGACAUCCUCAUCCCGUCGUCCGCCCCCUCUCCCCCGACCCCGACCGGCACCCUCUCCCGGCUGGGCUUUAAAAUCCCGACCAGCCCGACCGCGGCCGCGCCGGGAAGCCCGGUCGACCGCGGCCAGGUGAGCGCCAUCACCGUGGUGGCGCUGCUGGACAAGCUGGUCAACAUGAUGGAGGCGGUGCAGGACAACCAGCAGCGCAUGGAGCAGCGGCAGGCCGACCUGGAGGGCGCCGUGCGCGUCGUGCAGGGGGACGUGACCCGGCUGUCCAAGACCCACAUCAGCACAUCCAACAGCGUCAGCAAGCUGCUCGAGCGCUCGCGCAAAGUGAGCGGGCACCUGAAGGAUGUGAGGGAGCGCAUGGACAAACAGGCGGUCCAGGUGAAGAAGCUGGAGGCAAACCACAGCCACCUGCUGAAGAGGAACCACUUUAAAGUGCUCAUCUUCCAGGACGACAAUGAGAUCCCCUCCAGCGUGUUGGUCAAGGAUUCCCUCAAGACCCCACAGCCAAGCCAGUAUGAUGCAGAAUCCACCCACCCUACUCCGUCUGUUAUGGGCUCUGUUGAUGGUGCCCAAGAGGAGGGUCUUCAGACCAUUAGCCUGUCCUCAGAAGAGGAUGAUGAUCUACCAGCACACCAUGAGGAGGACGAGAUGCUGGAGGGCGAGCAUGCAAUGGGCGUGGGCACUUCCCUCACAUUUGAGAGAAGGGCUGACAGGUUCAAACGCUCCAGCCUGAAGAAGGUCGAUAGCCUCAAAAAGGCAUUUUCGCGCCAGAGCAUCGAGAAGAAGAUGACCCAGAUCACCACCAAGAUUGUGCCACCGGAGAAGCGUGAAAAAAUCAAGAAGAGCCUCACCCCGAACCAUCCCAAGAGCCCGACUGCCAAGACCUCCUCUUUCAAGGUGUCUCCCAUGACCUUCAACGUCAAGAAGGUCAGAGAUGGAGAGGUCCCCACACACGACAUAGGCUCGCCUGAGGAAGAAGACCAUGUGGAGAUUCCUCCUCUGGGAAGCUUAGAUGGAAAGAUUCCCCUGGCAGAGGUGCAUACCCAGAAAGUAGUUGUGGAGGAGAUUCGGGAGAUGCUGAGCCCCUCCACCCCAGAGAGCCUGAAGGCAGAGGUGGCAAUCAAUGGAGAGGCACCCAGCAUGGAGUGCGAGAUGAAUGGCGAUCGUUCUGCUGGCCUGGCAGUUCCAGAGAACGAUGAAGAUAUCGGCGAGGAGGAAGAAGAGGAGGAAGAAAAGGAGAAACACAAAAGCCCUGUUGAGAAAGCAGCAGAUACCCAGAUUCCCACAUCAGCGAUCACUGUAGAGCAAGUGUCUUAAUAUGAUUUGAUUUUAAUGAGCAUCAAUUCUAGUUUCCCAUUCUUCCUUUUCACAGAUUAUCCCUCCAUUAUAAACAAUCUUGUGUUCUUGUGAUUAACACCUAUAUGUACUAGAAACAUUCUCUCAUCUUCCUAAGGUUGUCCAUCCUUGGACCAUUCCUGCAGUACUACCUUUCAUUAUCACCAGCAUAGUCUAAAAACCUUCGCACAGACUGCAUAAGCAUAGGUUGACAAGUAGACCUCACAGUGUAUCAGAAUCCAGUACAAGUGCUUCCAAAACCCUACAGUAGGGUUGUCCAAAGAAAGCAACAUGGCACCAAUGCUCCAUAACUCACUCCCAUCAGCUGGUGCUCACCUCUUCAACAGCAGCACAUCUCCAGGGCGCUGGGCCAACUAUCUCCCUCCUGCUGUGUUUGUCUGCCUCUGGAGCUAUUUUCCUCACUGACAAAUAGCUUCUUUGUUCUUUGUGCUUUUUGUGAAAAAUAGUAAAUCUUUGGCAACAGUGGUACUGCCCACCGCCUGUUGAGGCGGUGUGUUGCCAGGUUGUGCAAGAGUUGGAAUGGGGAGUUUCUGGGUUUUCAGUGAGACGGUCCUGGGGUGUUUUGUAGUGAACUAGAGGUUGUUUACUGAAUUCUUUGGACCUGUGCUGAAAAAGGCCAGAUCUUAACUAACAGGUGACCAGUCCAAGUGGCGCUGCGUUGUCUCCUGUCCUUCACCUGCACUGCUAUUGCUAUAGUCGGUUCCUGUUAUUUCCAACUUAAUCAUUACCUACCUAGAACACCAGAUGAGUUGCAUAUGAUGCAUCAAAAUAUUUUUGUAAUUUGUGAUUGCCAAUUGAGUAAGAAUAGGUAGAAUAUGAAAUUAACUACAGAAAACGAUUUGCAAAUACCAGUCCACAUGUUUGUGCGCAUUCACACUGAUGCAAAUGAAGGACAUCAUUGCAGGAUAUGAGCUGCUCUAGGUGGCGAGACAUUAGCGGCACAAAGAACCCUACAGGUUUUAAUACUGACACACUAAAUGUUCCUUUUACAGCCCUUUGCCUUUUCUGCAGAGCAGUUUUGUAUGUUUAUGUAUAGGAAUUAUUAUUAUUAGUCUUUCUCUAUGCGAGGCACAUUACUCUCAUACAUACAUUAGUAACGUUAUGAUGACUACCUUGAGUGUGUGUUCUUUAUGCAGUUAUGUUGUAUCUGAAUUCUUUUGAGUUAAGUCGUCUUUUUUUAUUUUCAGGCAUCCAUAAUGUGUAUGGUGAAAUGUUUACUUACUUACCUAUGUUUAGACAUGAGACACAAAUAAUAUCUUAAACAUCUGCCAGGGCACCUCAUCAUGGAUACAUGCACCCAGAUACUCCUACAGUGCCUUUACCCUGCAGAAGCUGGUUUGGGUAAUUGCACUCCUGAGGGGAUGGAUUCCUGUUUUGUUGUAGAUAAGUGUGACAGUAGAACAUGCCUGAAGUUUUUUUCUCGUCUGAGGAAUUUUUUUAGCAGUUAUCACUUUAUGGGGCAUAGUCAGUGUUUAAAACUACAUAAAACCGAGACAGUUUAAGUUUGAAGGAGGUGCAAAUACAGUCACAAUCAUUCACAAUCAACAUCACAUUUGGAAGUCAUGCCUUAGGGUUUCUAUAAAGUGACCUUCCUCUUAUUGCACAUCGUUAGUGCUUUAUCAGCCUUGGUCACAGAUGUCUGAUGCCAUGACUCCCUAAAAAUACUUUAGCAAGUGAUACCAGGUGCCAAGGAUCCAGAUACUAGAGAGGUCACAGAAGUGGAUAAAGGCAGAGGACAGCAAUCCUAGCUUUGACGGAUGACUCCUGCUCAGCCCAUUUUUCAUGCGCUUGGCCUCCUUGUUGAGACAGUGCAAAGAGAGAGAGAGAGAGGCUCUCUGGAGCCACAGGUGUUCGGCCCUUGUGGAGGCUCCUGGACACGAGCUUGUACUGGAAGGGGGACAAGUGUGGGUGUUGGGAAGUGUGAGAAAAGACUUCAGUUGUUGGUGAAAGCAUGAUAAAGUUGCCUUGGGGUUAGGCAUGCGUGCAGCUUGGCAGAAAGGUGUUAAAAUUGCGAGAGUCUGAAAGGCAUUGGACCAUGGGAGCUUAAAUACAUUGUAUGGGGUAUACAUACCAAUAUCUGAUCUGGCACUGCAGGAUUCCAUUACCUGUACCCCACUCCGUUAUACUUCUUCUAGAUGAGAUAAAGCAAUGGAUUCUUAACUUCUUUAAGUCAAAAUAUGCUGCCCCAAAUAUUUUGAUACCAUAUCUUAUCAUGGAAUCUGUAAGGAAAAAAUAAAUAAUUAGACAUCAGUGACUUCAAAACACUUGUUACCUGUGUUUAUCAAAUCUGCUUAGUCAUUCUGAUGAUUUUUUAAGUCUUCUUUGUAUAAAUCAUCUUACUGAAAAGGGAUAGAAUGCUAAGCUUAUGUGUACACUGUGUACUGUAGAGGUUAAAAUGCGACUGGCUUUGAGGUAUUUUCUGCUUAUUCAUGCAAAUGUUCUACUUUGGUGAUAUCUCUGUCUGCUAAUGUUAAUAAAAUGCAAUAUCUAGAUUUAUGUAUGUGUGUAAAAGUCCGUUUUGAUUUGUCGUGAUGUCAUGUUUAAUUUGGAUCAUAUGUGAGGAAUUAUUUGUUGUUUUUUUUGUUAGAAAGUUCAAAGACCAGGUAUCUUCACAAGGCCCUUUGUCAUGUAGCGAUAUCGUGUUUAACAUCAUCUUUGUUCAUAUAAAGUUCUUACUUUAUGGUCUUUUCAUUUAGUUAACCACUAAAACCAAAGAAGUGUCCUUCACAGCAGAAGAUUCCCUGCCCCUGGAGUGUUUUAAAUAUACUCCUCCUGACGACACUUUUUUCAAGCAUCUUGCAGGUAUUUCCUUUCAAAUGUUAGUAUUGUAUACAUCAAUAAAGAUUUUAUAACAUUCAAA
This is a messenger RNA of Micropterus salmoides (largemouth bass), 4491 nucleotides long. Its product is annotated as caveolae-associated protein 2-like. The record is from RefSeq and is a predicted model, not a curated record. The transcript is spliced from 2 exons. The coding region runs from base 177 to 1592 and encodes 471 amino acids. Gene Ontology annotation, molecular function: protein kinase C binding. Gene Ontology annotation, cellular component: cytoplasm; caveola. Lineage: Eukaryota; Metazoa; Chordata; Actinopteri; Centrarchiformes; Centrarchidae.